CGCAGAAUACACAGCAUCUUGAGCCAGGGCUUAAAUUCAUCCCUGUCCGCCUGGCUCCUCGCAAAGCUCUGCCUGUCAGCUUUCCUCUGUCUCCUCUCAAGACUCUAAUACUCCUUGAAAAAGUACCAUAGUUCUGGAUUCUGUGGAAUUACUGAGGUGGCAGAAGGGAUCAUGGUGCAUACCAUAGGAAUGAUUGAAGAUUGCGGGAAAAGAGGAAAUACCAUGGCAGAAAGAAGGCAGCUGUUUGCAGAAAUGCGGGCUCAAGAUCUGGAUCGCAUUCGUUUGUCCACCUACCGAACAGCAUGUAAACUUAGAUUUGUUCAGAAAAAAUGCAACUUGCACCUGGUGGACAUUUGGAACGUGAUAGAAGCCUUACGGGAAAAUGCCCUCAACAACCUGGAUCCCAGCAUCGAACUGAACGUGGCUCGCCUGGAAGCUGUGAUUUCAACUAUUUUCUACCAGCUCAACAAACGGAUGCCGACGACCCACCAGAUCAAUGUGGAGCAGUCCAUCAGCUUACUGCUCAACUUCUUGCUAGCAGCCUUUGAUCCGGAAGGACAUGGUAAAAUUUCCGUUUUUGCAGUCAAAAUGGCCUUGGCAACUCUUUGUGGAGGAAAGAUAAUGGACAAAUUAAGAUAUAUAUUCUCAAUGAUUUCAGACUCCAGUGGAGUGAUGGUUUAUGGCAAAUACGACUUGUUUCUGCGGGAAGUUCUCAAGCUGCCCACAGCUGUUUUCGAAGGGCCUUCAUUUGGUUAUACUGAGCAAUCAGCAAAAUCUUGUUUCUCACAACAGAAAAAAGUCACGUUAAACACUUUCUUGGAUACUCUCAUGUCUGAUCCCCCGCCACAGUGUCUGGUGUGGUUACCACUUCUGCAUCGGCUGGCAAAUGUGGAAAAUGUCUUCCAUCCCGUUGAGUGUUCCUACUGCCACAGCGAGAGCAUGAUGGGGUUCCGCUACCGCUGCCAGCAAUGCCACAAUUACCAGCUCUGUCAGGACUGCUUCUGGAGAGGCCAUGCCAGCGGUUCCCACAGCAACCAGCACCAAAUGAAAGAGUACACGUCAUGGAAAUCACCUGCUAAGAAGCUAACUAAUGCACUUAGCAAGUCUUUAAGCUGUGCUUCCAGCCGUGAACCUUUGCACCCAAUGUUCCCUGACCAGCCUGAAAAACCUCUAAACCUGGCUCAUAUUGUGCCCCCCCGACCUGUAACCAGCAUGAACGACACACUCUUCUCCCACUCUGUUCCCUCAGGAAGUCCCUUUGCCAACAGAAGCUCUCCCUCCAAGAACACUGAAGUAGAGCAGAGCAAACUGCUGGCUAGGGCUGCUCCGGCUUUCUUGAAAGGCAAAGGGUUACAGUACAGCCUCGAUGUUGCAGACAGGCUGGCCGAUGAACAUGUGCUCAUUGGGUUGUAUGUCAACAUGCUGCAGAGCAACCCCGCACGCGUGCUCGACAGCGCAAGUCGCCUGGAUGAAGAGCACAAGCUGAUCGCCAGGUAUGCAGCAAGGCUGGCAGCAGAAACUUCUUCAUCACAGCAGCAGGCACAGCAGAGAGGGGCGGCAGACAUCUCCUUCACCAUCGAUGCAAACAAGCAGCAGAGGCAGCUGAUUGCAGAGCUUGAGAAUAAAAACCGAGAAAUCCUGCAGGAGAUCCAGAGGCUGCGACUUGAGCAUGAGCAGGCAUCUCAGCCCACACCAGAGAAGGCACAACAAAAUCCUACCCUCCUGGCAGAGCUGCGGCUCCUCAGACAGCGGAAGGACGAGCUGGAACAGAGGAUGUCUGCUCUCCAGGAGAGCCGAAGAGAGCUUAUGGUUCAGUUAGAAGGCCUCAUGAAACUGCUGAAGACCCAAGGGGCAGGCUCCCCCCGCUCCUCGCCUAGCCACACCAUCAGCCGACCCAUCCCGAUGCCUAUCAGAUCUGCCUCUGCCUGCUCCACACCCACCCACACACCUCAGGACUCUCUGACUGGGGUGGGAGGAGAUGUGCAGGAAGCCUUUGCACAAAGUGCAAGACGAAACUUAAGAAAUGAUUUGCUGGUAGCAGCAGAUUCAAUCACCAACACAAUGUCGUCUUUGGUAAAAGAACUAAACUCUGAAGUGGGCAGCGAGACAGAAAGCAACGUGGAUUCUGAAUUUGGACGGACUCAUUUUGAUGACCUUGUUCCAUCUCCAACAUCUGAGAAGGCAUUCCUUGCACAGAUCCAUGCCCGGAAGCCAGGGUACAUCCACAGUGCUGCUGCCACUGGAUCCAUGCGCAGUGACAUGGUUACAGAAGAUGGAGAUCCUUUUGUCAGAGCAGAUGAUGAAAAUUAUGAGAAUGAUUCUGUCCGCCAGCUGGAGAAUGAACUGAAGAUGGAAGAGUACCUGAAGCAGAAGCUGCAGGAUGAGGCAUACCAGGCAAGCUGCAGCCAGACAGACAACGAGAGCUACGUAAGAACUGAUGAUGAGGAGAGCUGCUUUCGGACAGAUGAUGAGGAAAGCUUAGCUGCAAACUUCACAGAAGAAUGGAACCAAGAGGUGCAGCGUCUCUUGACAAAAAAAUCACAUAACUAAGUUCUGAGGACUGUAGCACAGUACUUUUGUUCUAAGAGUUGUAGUUUGUAGAUGUGUGUUUUGACAAAAGACUUUCAUUUAAAGCUAACUUAUAUUAGCUACAUCUUCUGUAACAUGGCUCAUUACCAGUGAAGAAUACAGACUGAAGUGCAUACUGCUGUUACAAAGGAUGGCAGUAUUAAUAACUCACAUAAACCCUUUGCACAUGAUAUUGAACCUGUUCAGUUUACAAUGACAGUACUGUUUAUAGAUAGAAAUUUGAUUUCUGAAUACUUUGAGAUUUUAGUAGAUUGGUUUACUAUACACUGUACAUUUUUUUCCACAGAAGAAAUAAAAAGCGAUUACGCAUUAACACUGAAUGAUUAUACUCCUGAGUGUAUAUAUCUAGUAGCCCAAAAAUCAAAGUACCGGAUUUAUAUUUGCAAUUUGUUUGCGAGUCUUUAAAUUAAGACUUAUACAAAAUGUACUAAAACAAUAAUAAUUAUAUAAUUAAUAAUAACAAUUUUAAAAAUCUCUAAUUUAGGGCUAAUGUGUAACUUAGGAAUGUUUCUUUCAGAAUUAUCUAACAAAUCAGCCAUAGAAGUUAGUGUAAAUAUUUUUUUUCCAAAUAGAUAUCAUAUACAAAAGGUGACAUUCAAAUGAUAUAGAAUCUAGUUUUUAAAUCAGCACAGAUCUUCUUAAAACUGUGAACUAUGUUUUGAAAUACUCGUUACUAAAGCUGUUUAUAAACCACAGGUGCCAUAAGAUCCCUGAACUGACUGAUGUUAUGUAUAAUCUUCCACGGUAUUGUUUCAUUGAUGUUUUAGCUUUAGUAAGCAUGUGUUCAACAAAUUGUCUCUUUCCAUUCCUCUGCCCCUCCGUCUCACCCACUCCAUUACGUUAUUUUUGAGGCCUUCAGCUUUAAAUGUACAGGCUUAAAGUGCGCUUGCAACUGUUCUCUUUUGAUUUCCGAAUGUGUAUUGCCUUAGCCAGCCACCAGAUGUUCUGCAUGCACUCUUGGAAAUGUGUGGUGAGACUCUUUCAGAGCUGGAUGGAGAAUUAGCUAUCAGUGAAAAGCACAAGAGAAGCGGUGGGUUUUCUCGAAAGGACGGGCAUACAGUUACAGAAUUGGAGCUUUGUGCAUUUUUGUAACUCAAGUGUAAAGGUAUUUCAGGAGAAAGGGGACAUAUCCUGCUGUUUGGGAUUAGGAAGUGAGACUGCUAGCUAAGAACUGUUUGCUCACUGUUACUGCAAACUGAGGGACAGUUCUGAGCAGGGACAGACGCAAAUAUAGUGGAAUGUCCCCCACACAGCGUAUUGCUUGGAAAUAAAGCUUACACCUUUAUGGUAGAUCACAUACCAUGGCUAGUUCUAGAGCCACGUCUCUGGAGCCAGCCCAUGGACAGCUAGACCAGAAGCAGGAUGGCUGUGUCAACACAAGGCAGUGCAUUGGAUGCACAGCCCAGUGGAGAAGCGCAGUGCGUUAGCCUGGGGCGACCUCUGGGCAGAUGUAAUUUUACUGCACCGAUACGACAUUGCUGCUUCCGAAGUGAUGCCGUCCAGCAGCCCUGAUAACAAUAGCGUUUCAUACAGGUAUUUCACACCAGCACAGUUUGCCUACAGCAGGUGGUCAGUUACCGAUGUGGAGCAGGUGAACACGGUUUGUCUGUCCUCUCUUUUGUGGUUACGUGGAUGUGCGCUGCCGUAUUUACUUGAGAUUGCUGUGUAGCUCAACUCUGUUCACUUGAUGCUUGCAUGCACUCUCCAGGCUUAUGGCUGUUUCCCUGGGCACAGUGUGUUAGGGGAUGAGUAUCUGUAUGAAAGAGCUGCUGCCAUUUUUCACUUUCAUAUCGCAUUAUUGCUUAUGCAAAUCUUUUAUCCAUACCUCCUUGCGUAUCUGGGCUUGGUCUCAGACAUCCAAACAGAUUCUGAGGUAUCCAGAUACCCUCAUGUAAACUUUUCACUUCUGCAGCCACAGUCCUUUCCCUGGGAUAUGUACCGGCCUGGCAAGGCUGGCCCCAUAUUCUGAUGCCCCUCCUCCAGCCUCCUCUCAGGAAUGGGUGAGCCUCCACUAGUGCCUAGCACUCCACAUUUAGAGCUACUCCAGAGAAACUGUAGAUGAUGCUGUCAGCUCAGGAUUCCAGUCGAACAUUUCCUGAACAGAGACAGAACAAACAAGUUGGAACACAGCUACGUGCGAUGGCUGACUAAUUCAACCCAUGUCAUGUUUAACUGUACCCAGAGUAGUAGCUCCCUCCCAUCAUCUUCAUGUCUGUGUGAUCAUUAUCACUAUGCUUAAAAUAGACACAAUAGAAUAACUCUAUUGCUAGAGCUUCCAGACUAGGAGCAAUGAGGGAAGCUGGCUGAUCGCAUGCCUUUCUGUCAGACUGGUGUCAGCAGGGCCAUCCCCAGCAGAGCUCUAGGUCCCUGCCUCCCUGGAGCCCCGAGAUGAAGCACCCUUCACUCAGCUCUCCAAAUAUCUAUUUUAAGCAUUUCCCAACUGUCAAGCUGGCUACAUAUUCACCCAGCUGGUCUUUGUCUGCUUGUUGAAUAUUAUUUUGAUUGUGGUUUGCGGUCAUUAAAGCAAACAGUUACAGAAGAGGUCCUCGGCGGGGGCCUUUUCUUAGCUCCCGAUGGCCCACCACAGCAGUCAAAACUCUGGGUGGUUUUACUGUCACUGGAGGGAACCAGUGGUUUGGAUUCAGGAGACAGGGAUGUGAAGAUGUAUAGGGUCCUCGAAUGUCCAAAGCGAAGGUGGUGAAUGGGUUGUCUGUAAGUAGUAAUGUUAACUAAACUGCAUAAAAAGGUGUGUGGCCUUUGUUGUGAUAUAAUAUGUAUUUUCUUAUAUGCAUGAGCCAAAUUGUUGCAUCAUGAUUUAUCAUGUGUGUCUGCCUUUACUUUCAGUCAUCUUCUCCCAUCUUUAUUGGUUCUUGGCAAUUACUGUAGAUAGAUUUUGUAAAUAUUGCAACCUCGGGUUGCUGUAAUCACGUUGGUUCAAUUCAGCAGACGGAGCUGUGAACAACAAGCACUCCACUGUGUCCUGAAGGCAAAGGGCAUUUUUACCUUUGAACCAAAAACAAAUGUAUGAAGAGUUACAUCUUGAGGCUACUAACUGCAAGACAUUUUUAAAACUACUGUACUUGACACCACUUGAGACAGAUACAGAGACACUAAAGAUGUCACAAUAUUCAUUGGUAUUGUAACAGAACUGCUAUUGUAUGGGUUUUUUGUAUUGCUGUUAAGUAUUGUUUUGUGUGUGUGUGUUGGAACCUACUGGGGACAUGUUAUAUUUUGAAGUGAUUAAACUAUUUAAUUGUGUGUCUAUAUUUUGGAAUGGAAUUAUUUCUUCAUUAAAAAGAUUUUUAAAAGUAA
Centrocercus urophasianus (Greater sage-grouse) is the source of this 5901-nucleotide messenger RNA. RefSeq names its product dystrobrevin alpha (gene DTNA). NCBI's taxonomy places the organism in Eukaryota, Metazoa, Chordata, Aves, Galliformes, Phasianidae. Gene Ontology annotation, biological process: synaptic signaling. The coding region runs from base 172 to 2550 and encodes 792 amino acids. The transcript is spliced from 21 exons. Gene Ontology annotation, cellular component: synapse; plasma membrane. The record is from RefSeq and is a predicted model, not a curated record. Gene Ontology annotation, molecular function: zinc ion binding.